This is a messenger RNA of Cephus cinctus (wheat stem sawfly), 1185 nucleotides long. RefSeq names its product very-long-chain enoyl-CoA reductase (gene Sc2). NCBI's taxonomy places the organism in Eukaryota, Metazoa, Arthropoda, Insecta, Hymenoptera, Cephidae. Gene Ontology annotation, biological process: very long-chain fatty acid biosynthetic process. Bases 140 to 1045 code for a protein of 301 amino acids. The record is from RefSeq and is a predicted model, not a curated record. The transcript has 5 exons. Gene Ontology annotation, molecular function: oxidoreductase activity, acting on the CH-CH group of donors; protein binding.
GACUGCAAACCAACCGGGCCGCAGUCUUACGACAGCGCCGCAGAACGGUACCACGAGAAAAUAACGUGCACGGCCACGAUUCAGGUGUUCUAAUAUUGUUUUUCUAAUCCAAUUCAGUAAAUCGUAUUAUCAAGUGAAGAUGGAGAUCGAAGUGGUUUCGGGUGGCGGUUCAAAGUCUGUAGCUACUGUGAAUGUCAGUCCAAGCAGCACUGUAGGAGAUAUUAAACAACAGUUGUUUAAAUUAAAGAAAGCUCCGUAUGUUCAAAGGCAAAGCCUGCGUUCUGAGCCUAAAGGCAAAGCAUUAGCUGACUCUAAAACAGUGCAGUCAUUGGGACUUACGAAUGGUGCUAAAUUAUAUUAUAAAGAUCUUGGUCCUCAGAUUGGAUGGAAAACAGUUUUCCUGGUUGAAUAUGCCGGUCCAUUAAUUGUUUACCUUUGGUUAUAUCAGAGACCAUGGUUGUUUUAUGGCACCAUCCCUGCAGAUGCCAAAGUACAACCUGUAGUUCAUUGGGCUGCCAUAUGCUGGUCUGUACAUUAUGUGAAACGACUUCUGGAGACCUUAUUUGUACAUCGCUUCAGUCAUGCAACAAUGCCUCUAAGAAACCUCUUCAAAAACAGCUCCUAUUAUUGGUUAUUUGCAAUGUAUGUAGCAUACCAUAUUAACCAUCCUUGGUAUACAGCGCCAAGUUUGUUUCAAUCUUAUAUUGGAUUAGCUAUAUUCGCAUUGUGUGAGUUGGGUAAUCUCAGCAUACACUUGGCUCUAAGAAACUUAAGACCAGCAGGAACUACAGUGAGAAAAAUUCCAGAACCGACUGGAAAUACUUUCACAGCAUUAUUCAACAUGGUGUCAUGUCCUAAUUAUACAUAUGAAAUUGGUAGCUGGAUUGGAUUCACGAUAAUGACUAAAUGUCUUCCAGCGGGGCUAUUCGCAUUUGCCGGUGCAUAUCAGAUGACCGUUUGGGCUUUAGGAAAGCACCGAGCUUACAAGAAGGAGUUCCCUAACUAUCCGAAAAAUCGUAAAGCCAUUAUACCUUUUGUUCUAUAAUAGAUGCAUCAAGCUGAUUUUAAUGAUAAUUAGCAGUGUAAACGCGUCAUUGUCAUACAACGGAAUAGACAUUUUUCUUAUAUUGAAGGUAUAGUUAUACAAAUAAUUUUUUUUUAAUAAAAAUUCCAUACUUUCGUUUA